Messenger RNA from Trematosphaeria pertusa, 800 nucleotides. RefSeq lists its product as uncharacterized. NCBI's taxonomy places the organism in Eukaryota, Fungi, Ascomycota, Dothideomycetes, Pleosporales, Trematosphaeriaceae. The coding region runs from base 132 to 800 and encodes 222 amino acids. The transcript is spliced from 2 exons. The record is from RefSeq and is a predicted model, not a curated record.
CGACGGUAUGCAAUGGAGGAAAAAGAGGCCCAAUCUCGGUUCCUUUUCUAAACCAUCAUCGAGCGGGAACACACUUCGUGAAGGUCAAACAUAAGGCCCGUCGUCCCGAACAGCGCACCCAUGUCAAUGACAUGGAAGCGAAAGCCAUGGAUCUGGCUGACCUCAUUCUCAGGGAGAGGGCGCUUCAGGAGGCUCGAACGAAAACGCAGGUGGAGAGCGUCGUCAAGAUGACGCCGCAGGAGCUGCUCCGUCACUUCCACAGUGAUAUGGACAAGAAGGACCCGAAGAAACUGGAUGCGGAAAAGAAGCGCAUAGAGCGUGCGCGAAAGAGUUUUCGAUAUCUGUUCCUGACGCUCCAAAAGGACAAGCGACGGUAUAAACUUUACACGUUGCGGAGUCAUCUGAAGGCGUCUAUCAAGGCUUUCGUGGAAGACUUCAAGGAAGCACCACUGGAUGGGGCAACGGCGAACAGACUCGCGGAUCCAUACCGCAGCCGCAAGGAGGGCGGCGUAGAACCCAUGGUUCCGGACUACGCUAUCCGCGACGAGCCCCUCAGUAACGACGACGUAGCGCAGCAAGUCAUCGCUGACGAAGCAAAAGUGGUCGAGCGCGGCGCAGAAAACGAAGGCACGGGAAGCAGAGACCCCAACCAAGAGGCCGCAGAUAGUAUUACAGCCACCACUCCGCCCCUCGUCCGCAUCACCAAAACCGCAAACCCUCCCCCGUCCACCCAACCCACCACCGUCAUCAAAAGCUCAUCGCCGUCGAUUACACGGCGAAAAGGCCUCGCUAUUCUGUAA